This is a messenger RNA of Acanthosepion pharaonis, 1965 nucleotides long. Lineage: Eukaryota; Metazoa; Mollusca; Cephalopoda; Sepiida; Sepiidae. The record is from the annotation of a GenBank genome assembly.
AUGUUUCUUUAUCUUCGCCGUUUGCUGAGUUUCUCUCUUCUUCUCCUCCUCCCCUUUCUCCGUCUUUUUUUCUUCCGUCAAAUAGUUCUUUCCUUCUUCUCCCUUCUCCUUCUCCUCCUUUUCUUCUUUCCCCUCAGAUCUCUUUACUUCUUUUUCCUCGUCAUUCUAUUCCUCAUUUCUCCUCCUCCUCCACCUUCUUUUUCAAUCUUUCAUUUUUUUCUCCUCCUCCUCCUUCUUUCGUUUCGUUUUCUCUUAAAUUCCUCCUCCUCCUUUCCCACUUUUUUAAUCUUAUUUUUUUCUUCUUCUCCCCCUUCUCCUCCUUUUCUUCUUUCCCUGCAGAUCCCUUUACUUCUUCUUCCUCGUCCUUCUACUCCUCAUUUCGUCGCAUGUCUCUCUUAUUAUUAUUAUUCUCACUUCCCUCCUCCACUACAUCUUUUGUCUUAUAGCUCUUCUUCUUCUUCUUCUUCUUCUUCUUCUUCUUCUUCUUCUUCUUCUUCUUCUUCUUUCGUUUUUAGCUCUCUUCUGAAAAUCCUCCUCCUUUUCCUUCUUUCUUCUUUAUUUUUUUCUCUCUUCUUUCCUUCUUUUCCUAUUCCUCUUUCCUUCUUCUUCUUCUUCUUCUUUCUCUUCUUCUUCUUCUUCUCUCUUCUUCUUCUUCUCCUCCUCCUUUUCUUCUUCUUCUUCUUUUCAUCUCUUUACUUCUUCUUCCUCGUCCUUCUCCUCAUUUUUCCUCAUGUCUCUCUUAUUAUUAUUAUUAUUCUCACUUCCCCUCUCCACUACUUCUUUUGUCUUAUAGCUCUCUUCUUCUUUUUCUUCUUCUUUCGUCGUAUAGCUCUCUUGUUCUCCUCCUCCUCCUUCUCCACUUCUUCUUCUUCUUCUUCUUCUUCUUCUUCUUCUUCUUCUUCUCCCUCUUUUCUUUUUUCGUCACAUAGUUCUUUUCUUCAUCUCCCUUUUCAUUCUCCUCUUUUUCUUCUUUCACCGCAGAUCUCUUUACUUCUUUUUCCUCGUCCUUCUACUCCUCCUUUCGUCACCUGUCUCUCUCUUAUUAUUAUUAUUAUUAUUAUUCCCCCUCCUUCUUCUCCUCCUCCUCUUCUUCUUUUCGCUAUCUUUGAUUUUUGUUAUCCUUCUUGUCAGUUUUAUUGGCGAUUUACUCUCGUCGCUGAUGACAGCAUUCUUCAGGGUGUUCCUUUCUUUUGGGAUUUUUUUUCUCUCUUCUUCUUCUUCUCCUCCUCCACCUUCUCGCCUUUUCUUCUUUCGUCGCAUAGUUUUUUCCUUCUUCUCCCUUAUGCAUAUGUCUCCUUCCUUCCCUUUAUCCAUAUUCCCAUACUUAUUUCUGUUUUUCUCUCCUCUUUCUUUUUCCUUUCAAUCUUAUCAGCUCUAACCUUACUCUCUAAUGUACCCAUACAUUUCCUCUCUCUUUUCAUAUCUUACUCUCCCUCUGUUUCUCCUUCACUCUCUUUCUAUGAUUCGUCAACUGGUAUAGUAUACCCCCCGCCCCGCACUUAUCAAUUAUUCUUUUUCUUAUUAAUAGUUUUCUCCUCGAUUUCUUUGUUACCUGUUUCCUUGUUUUUCGAUCUUUCCCUCUUUGACUCUCACCUUACUCUCCAAUUGUCGCAUACAUGCUCUCCCUCUACAUUCAUGUCGUAUUCUACCUUUAUCUCACUCCAACUCUCUUUCUUUAAUCCGUCCUGUCAUAUGCUAGCAUCAUGGUCAAACCCUUUCUUUCUUUCUUUCUUUCUUUCUUUCUUUCUUUCUUUCUUUCUUUCCAUUCUUUUCAUUAUCUAUCUAUCUAUCUAUCUAUCUAUCCCAUUCUUUUCAUUAUCUAUCUAUCUAUCUAUUUAUCUAUCUAUUCCCUUCUGUCCAUAUCUAUCUAUCUAUCUAUCUAUCUAUCUAUCUAUCUAUCUAUCUAUCUAUCUAUUUAAAUUUUUCUGUCCAUACAUUAUCUAUCUAUUAUCUAUAAAUUUAUAA